Frankliniella occidentalis (western flower thrips) is the source of this 2244-nucleotide messenger RNA. Its product is annotated as DNA (cytosine-5)-methyltransferase 3B-like. Gene Ontology annotation, cellular component: nucleus. Gene Ontology annotation, molecular function: methyltransferase activity. NCBI's taxonomy places the organism in Eukaryota, Metazoa, Arthropoda, Insecta, Thysanoptera, Thripidae. The transcript is spliced from 4 exons. The coding region runs from base 481 to 1707 and encodes 408 amino acids. The record is from RefSeq and is a predicted model, not a curated record.
UGUAGAUACCCCAUGCUCCAGUGCUCCCACACGUCGUGCCGCACCCUGCCGGCCACAUGGCGAAACACGGCCGCACAGCCGCGCCCCAUCCUACAGCGCUCUCCUGCGGCAGGUCGGUGCACCGACCGCCCCAAGAGCAGACAGCAAUAACCUCGAAAUUUUUGUAGUCUUCAGCAGUUUUCGUCGCACAUCAGUUACGACGUAGAAGUUCGCGCGCGGGCCCCGCGAGCUCGUAUCAACGAAGGGCAGUGGCAAUGACAACACGGUUGUCAAUGUAUCAUGUCCUCGAGUUGCCUGUGAGCCCGGUGAAACGUAACAGUGUUGAAUGAGUGUGGAUGAGUGUCAUUCUAUGUUUCGUCUUAAUUACGUUGCGUCGGUGUGUGAGUAGUUGAAACAACUGAUGAACAUUCUUAUCGCAACGUGAGUGUUCCAUUUGUGUUCCUGGUGGGCUAUUGGAAACGUAAUAGAACGUGACACGAAAUGCCAAAGUACAAGCGUGGCGUGAGAAGAUAUUUAACAAAGGCUCCCAAGGGAAAGCGCUAUUAUGGUAAGAACAAGGUCAUUAGGCGUGUGCAAGGCCGAGACAUGGUGGCUCAUGAGGAAGCCUCCCACGGGGAAGUCUCUGCUGCUGAGCACACAACACAAUUGACUGAAGAGCAGGUCGGACAGUCAGGUUGGCCAACAGGUGUCCACGACCCUUUCUCUGGUUUUGAGAGGGAAGUCUCCCUUCCGGGGAGUAAAUGCCGGCCCAUCACUGUGUUAUCUCUGUUUGAUGGAAUUUCUAGCGGCCAUGUUGCUCUGAACCAACUUGGGAUUCCAAUCCUGCGUUACUUUACAAGCGAAAUUUGCCCAAAUGCCCUAAGGGUCCAAAGCUUACGCCAUCCUAAUGUGAUCCGCCUAGGAGAUGUGAGGCACGUUACAGCAGAAGUCAUUGACCGCCUUGGUAACAUUGACCUCCUACUUGGAUCUUCUCCCUGUAACGAUCUUUCGAGGGUCAACCCAAAACGCGCUGGCCUGAAUGGUGGUACAGGUGUCCUCUAUUAUGAAUUUUACAGGAUUCUGAAAUAUUUGCAAGUUAAAUAUGAAAAUCAGAAUCACACAAUGCGCUGGCUUUUCGAAAAUACAUGCCACCUUGAUUCGAGCACGCUUGACCAAAUGACAAGGUAUGCCAGUUAUGAAAAUUCCUCCUAUGGCUAUAACACCUUUCUUACCAAUGUUUCAAUCAUUGUAUACUGUCACAGUGACAUGGGUGUCCCAACAAAGCGCUGUGCUUCUGCCUUCCUGCCAGUCACCAGACAGCGUUACUUUUGGGGAAACAUUCCCGGCUUACACAGUGAAGUGGUGGUGAAACAACCGCGGUGGGAACUUCAAGACUUCAUUGAUCGUAACAAGACCGCUGUCACCUCACAGGCCCGUACUCUCACUUCAAACAGAAGUGGCAAUUAUGCAAAGUAUGCUUCAGCUAGGGAAUUUCUGAGCCCAACGGAUUACGAGCGACUGCAAGGCAAGCACGUCACUGGUUGUUGUAAAUUCGCCUUACCAUCCACAGCUGACAAGUUGGCAUUUUCGUUAACAGGUUUGGAGCCCCAUUACACAGAUGCUAAUUUAAGCAUAACGGCAAGGAUUUCACUUCUAGCGAAAGGUUGGUGUGUCCCGGUAAUAGUGGAUAUAUUAUCAAACCUUGUCCCCAUCUUUUCUGACAAGUAGGCAAUUUUCUUCAUUGAGUGACAGUUGUUUGCAUUUGUGUACAAACUUUUUAUUUUCACAUGUGCACAACACUUGUUAUUAUAGUACCAUAAAAAAAUGGAAAUAUGUCAUUUGGCUGACCCCACUUAGCUAUAGCUUUAUGUAGGUAAUUUACACAUGAAUAUUGUCAAUCUUAAAUUCAUCUUAACUAAUGUCCACGAUAUGGUGUCUACAAAAUUACUUCUAGGGAGAGAGCAGAUGGGAAAGGUUCCUAUGACAUAGUAGAUUUCAAGUGGACAUGAAGCAUUAUCAAUGGUCUUCUUCAAUUUUACAUUAAUCGCUUUUUCAGUACCAUAGAAUAUUAUUAUUGGUCAUUACAUUAAUCUUUCUUUCAGCACCAAAAAAUAUUAUUGGCGUUGUAUUUUUUUGGGUAGGUCUUUUGCUGUUUCAGUUAUUAAAUGGAUUCUGUCUGAACUGCGAUUCAUUUUUAAGACAAGUGAACUGUAAAUCAUCCUUCAGUGAUGUGUACUGCAUUCAUUUUACUGUAAUAGUAUUUUA